Molecule: messenger RNA, 2162 nt
Organism: Micropterus salmoides (largemouth bass)
Lineage: Eukaryota; Metazoa; Chordata; Actinopteri; Centrarchiformes; Centrarchidae
Gene: gng3
Product: guanine nucleotide binding protein (G protein), gamma 3
Exons: 3
Coding region: 330-557 (75 amino acids)
Biological process (GO): G protein-coupled receptor signaling pathway
Cellular component (GO): heterotrimeric G-protein complex
Molecular function (GO): G-protein beta-subunit binding
Source: RefSeq, a predicted model, not a curated record
CUAGGCACAGAUAUGGUACAAUCCACCCCUCAUCAGAAAAUCUUCACCAAUGGCUUCCCCCUCCCUCUGUCUGGCAAGUACCAUUCACUGCAGAGGGGUUGAUCCCAUCCAUCCACCACAAAUCUAGUGCUCAUUGUGGCAGAAUUGCAGUGCACUGGACUGUACAGAGCAGGGUACCAUACAGGCUGUUGUCUGUGAGGGGUGGGGUCCAGCUACACUGAUACCACCUAACGUAAGCUGACAGAGGGACACAGAGAGGCAGAUAAAGAAAGAAAAAAAGGAGAGAGAAGAGGGGGGAAGAUUGCACCUGAAGAGGAAUAUAAUACGGGAUGAAAGGAGACACCCCAGUGAACAGCACCAUGAGUGUCGGUCAAGCCAGGAAGCUGGUGGAACAACUGAAGAUAGAGGCUAGUUUCUGCAGGAUAAAGGUUUCAAAGGCAGCGGCAGACCUGAUGGCGUACUGCGACGCUCACUCCUGCGACGACCCCCUGAUCAGCCCCGUGCCCACCUCAGAGAACCCCUUCAGGGAGAAGAAAUUCUUCUGCGCUUUGCUUUGAGACCAAUCAGGGAUUGUUGUGAUUAAAAGUACAACUGUACAAUAUGUACAUGUGUAUACAGCGUGUACAUGUACUUCCAAUCUAAAUAAGACACCCAUGUACUAUAGUAACCUUGCAUUAACGCUGCCGAUGUACAGUGCAUAAUCAACCCCAAAAUGUCUAGAACUAAAGUCUUUAACUGCUAACGUAUGACUCAGUGUUAAGAUGAGGAAGGAAGGAAUUUAAAACAAAACCGUAACAUUCAAUCAAUCAGUAGUCAAGAGUUAUCACUAUCAAAAUCAACACUAGAUGUCCAAACACUGCUACCAUCUGGUUGAAAACAUGGACAUUUCAUGCUCAUAUAUAUUACAGGUAACUGCCAAAAAGGAAACACUGAGCAUCAAGUGUCUUCACAGGCUCCACCAGUCACAGGAACACCUGCCACUUUGAACUGGGAGGCUAAAUUCCCACAUUAGGUCGUUGGAUUAUGGUGGUGCUACAUGUCUCGGACGCUGCUCUGAUAGGUCAGCGCUGUUAGUCCUCCCCAUAUAAAUUGUCCAAAAAGACAAAGCCUAUGUUAGGUAAGUAUGCCAUCUCCCAUAACUGACGCCGUUUCCAUUUGGUGAUAGGUGGAGGUAAUACCUUCUUCGGAUUAGAAAUGCUUUAAAUCGUCACACAGAAUGUUUUCUCAGUCAACAUUUUAGAUUGCCCUUUAGAGCUGCAUCCCAUCUCCCGUCAAUAUAUUUUGUAUCCUUCAUUCACCUCGAUGUUUCCUCUGCUUUGGCAGUUACUUGUGUCUACCAACGACAACAGCUGUUUAUGAGUGAGUUUUCAUCAAUGGAUCAAUUUAUUUCAAGGUUUUAUUAAGAUUUUCGUAUUUAGCUCAUUUCUAUACUGUUGCUGUAGUGUGGAUGUGGACGUGUGUGUGUGUGUGUGAGCGCGCGCAUAGGUGCUACUGUGAAACUUAAGCAACAAUUCUGAGCAUCUGAUCGCCGUCAAAUCAAGAUUUUAUAUUUCAAUAGCACACAGACCCAAAAAAAACAUUCCAGGGGUUAUGGACGUUCAAUAUGUGAUCUAAGCCAUUAAAAGCAGAAUCAGCUAAUCGAUUAUUGUGAGUCUGUCACGUGAAAGUAUUUCUCUUUCUUAAAAGCAAAAAGAUAAACACAGCAGUUAUAAUGUACUUUUAAAGACAGGUGUGCAUCGUCAGUUUAACCAAUCAGGUCUGAGAGGUUCUCCAGAGCAGAGGGGGUUUCCAGGAAAUCAAGGAACGCCAUCUACACACUCAUGUGAAAUGAACACAGAUGUGAAUGACUCGGGAAUUCCUAUUUCAGUUAAAAAGGUGCCACUUCCUCCAAGGUUCGUCAUCUACUGUACAGGCCAUGGUUUAGUGCUGUUAAAUCAUAUUCUCAAAACAGAGAAAACUGUUCUUAUUUAGAGUUCCCUCAGACACGAUCACAUCACCUGAGCUCCAUGGCAUCUUCCACAUGGUGAAAAUUUUGGAAACCCCUGCUCUGGGCCAUUUAAUAAAAAAUGAAUCAGUGCAUUUCAAUGUCUUGCAAAUGUCAAAUUUGGAGCUUUGGCAAAAAAAAGUAACCGUGGAAUAAAAACCUCCUGUUAUCAAAAGGG